AUGUCCAUACCUUGCGAAACGGCAUACAUGGAUGACGUUAACCUGUGCUCCAUGGACCGUCAACAUCUAGCGUGCGCACUAACAGAGGCAAAUGUAGUGUUCAAAGAGUGGAACCUCAACAUCACCCCUACCAAGACCGAUCGGACCCAUCUAUACCAAGAAGAGGAUGUUGAAAGAAGAGGUGAGGAACGAUGGAGGUCCACCCGGUUGCUUGGUUCACUGUACGGAGUAACAGAAGACCUGAAACGCCGGCGCCAGCAAGCCGCAGCUGCCUUCAACACACUUGUCAACCUGUGGAUGCGGAGACAAGUUAUCUCUGAAGCCACCCGCCUGAGGUUGUUUGAUGCAUUUGUGCUAUCUAUUUGGACCUACAACUGUGGCGUGUGGGUGCUUUCAUCCCGGGAUGCUACAGCAAUGCCUGCGUUCCACAGAAAGCAGCUCCGCCGUCUAUUAGGCAUAUCUUACCCGGAAAUUAUCUCCAACACAGACCAGCUGCAAUGCCGAGCCAAUAUCAGUACUAAGCAGAAGAGCACGGUGGAAACUGUUUGGUCAUAUUCUACGCAUUCCUGA
Molecule: messenger RNA, 570 nt
Organism: Sycon ciliatum
Lineage: Eukaryota; Metazoa; Porifera; Calcarea; Leucosolenida; Sycettidae
Exons: 1
Coding region: 1-570 (189 amino acids)
Source: RefSeq, a predicted model, not a curated record